Messenger RNA from Chironomus riparius, 2154 nucleotides. The record is from the annotation of a GenBank genome assembly. Lineage: Eukaryota; Metazoa; Arthropoda; Insecta; Diptera; Chironomidae.
AAAAUUAUCAGUCUACUUUAAGCCUUCGAACUGAACACAUUCAUACUCGUGCCUUAAUGUGAUAAACAUUAUCGGAAGUAAACAAAAAAUAAUAAUAAUAAUGUAUAACAAAAUUCCUGACAGUAUCGUUACGAUUUCAUUCAUUCCGACUGGACUUUGUCUGGGGCACUUAUUUUUUCUCCCGUGGAUACAUCGAACACUUUAUGACGAGUUUCACGUAUGGCCAUAUUUUACACUCCUUUUUGCCAUCGUCACAACCGCAUCAAUUAUAUCCAUCAUAAAAUUGAGCAAUGGCAAAUAUAUUUUUGAACAUUUCAUUUACUUAUCUGCUGCCAGUGUCCUCUUCAUCAUCAGCGGUGUUCUUUUUAUUGUAUUCAAUAUUGAAAACACUGAAAUCGGACUAUUCAUGACUGUCGUCGCAAGUGGAAUAACAAUAAUCGCAGGACUGUCAUACGUAAACAUUCGAACAAUUAAACAUGAGCGUCCUAUGAGAAUAGCCAUAUGUCACAUGUGGAAGUUGUUUGGUUUUUCAGGAACAUUUACAAUUUAUUUACUCUUAUUUUAUAACCUUGAUGAGACAUCAAAUGUUGAUGAGAAGCUGACAGAAUUUUAUCAAAUUUAUGGCUACUCAAUAAUUGGAUCAACAGCAAUAUUCCUAUUAUUUUUGAUGGUCAAUGAAUUUCUACAACGUCAAGGUCUUCUAUAUAAUUAUCGUGACUGUUUGGAUAAUGACAAUAAUAUUGCUAAUAACUACUGUAAAUUAUUCUCAAAGAAUGAAGUCACAAUUGAGAGGAACACGACAAUGACAACAGCUGGUAUGUGGAAAUCAGCUGAGAAUCUUAAUUCUGGUACCAAAAGAAACAGCUACUUUAAUGCUUUAUGGACGAUUUACGUGCUGCUUGGAAAGCUUCAUGGUGCCAUACUUUUCAACUACUUCCUUAUGAUUUAUUCCAUGAAUUCAGCGUUUGCAAGCUUCACAAAAGUUGAUUAUGUCCAUGGAAUGGGAUUGUGGCUGAUGAUUGCUGAAGCAUUCAUUGGAUGUCUUUUUAUGAGAUUCGUGCAUAGUGUCAAAGUUUAUGUUGGCACAUCAAUUGUUGCUGUAAUUGCCAUAGGUGUGUCAAUAAUAUUUUACGGCGAACUUCCACCAACGGGUGUUGCAAUAUGUUUAUGGAUAUUUUAUGCUGCAAUGGCUUUAUCUAUUUUUGUACCUGACAUUGUGUUGCUUGAAAUGUCAAAGAUACGAUACAACGAAAUUAUUCUUGCAGCCGGAUAUUUUAUAGAAAUUAUAACAAUAGCUUCACUUCAGCAGUGGCAUUUUGAUGCACACAUACAGACAAACUUAUUGACAUACACUGACGACUAUUUCAUUCCAUUUGUGAUUGCAUCAAUUGUUGUUUUAGUUGUAACAAGCAUAAUAUACAUUCUUCAUGUGCCAAAUACUUACGGCAAGUCCUUACUUCAAAUUCAGAAUGAAUUGUUAAAGCACCAAAGUUAUUUUGCAUUUAUAGCAAAUGAAAAGCAAGAGCAAGUGAUAAUUGAGAGGAGGGAAGAGAGCAAUAAUCAUAGUCAAGUGACUGACAUUCAUGAAAGUUCCGUUGAGCCUAGAAGUCGAUUACAAAGUAACACACAUUCAAGUAUAUAUGCAGAAUUGCAGUCAACUGAUCAACUUCCAGUUGUCAACCAAGCAACAUUAUUCGAUCCUUAUUCAGAGAUUACAAAACCACCGACAAUUAUUCCUAGAGCAACACUUGUUAAGGCACAUCCAAAUUAUGAGAAUAUUGGAGGUUAUUAAUUUUUUUUAAAAUUUGAUUCUCAAUCAACUAUCGCCAAAUCGUCCAUAGACAGUCAGGAAAUUUAUCUGUGGAUUUAACAAAUAUUAAGAAAUAGUGCAAAAAGGAUUAGUCCUGAAAAGGUCACUGGGUCAGAUUUCUCGGAUAUACCGUAAGUCUUAUUUACAAUGCUUGAGUAGCACUUAUUUAGGGUAUAUCAGAGAAAUCAACCUGGUUUCUUGUAAAAAAUGUAAAAUAUCAAAAACUUCAUGAACCAAAAAGCUAAGUUUAAUUAUUAUAGCCAAUAAAAGUCUUUAUUUUUCACCUCUAUAAUUUUGGAUGCUUAAAGUUGUUUACACAAAUUUUUAAGAUUAAGAGUGUUCUA